GGAAGAAGUAAAAUUAUAAAUUUCUAAAUGAGAUUCCAUACUUCAAAUUUUGUUAGAAAUUGGGUGGUGUGAAAAUGAAAGACAUCUACAUUUCACCCACCAAGGCAGCAACAUUUCUACAUUUAAUAAACAAUGUAAUUUUCUUAUUUAAUAACUAUAGAAAUGCCCAAAAUAAACAGCUCUUCAAUUUGCUUAAAGAAGAAUUUGUAAAUGGGAUACUACAAUUAAAAUGGAUGGACCAAGUACAUGUCGUAUUUUGAAACCUAAAGAUAAUAAAGAUGUAAUAUAUAUAUCAUAAAUUAUUUUAGAAAAGAAUAAAUGGAUGGUAAAAUAUUGGUAUGGAGAUGUAUUAUGAUAAUAAAGCAACAAUUGCAGACAAAAAUUAAUUAGAAUUAGAUUUUGAUAAUGAUGCAAUUUAAAAAUAAAUUGAAAAGAAUGAAAUGAAACUGAAAAAUGAUUUUAAAAACAAAAUUGUUCAUUUAUAAUAGUUCUACAGAGAUCUUAAUUAGAAAUACAGUUUUAAUUCUAAUGAUCCUGAUUUUAAAAAUAAAAUUAAGAAGGCUAAAUAUGAUUUACUUAAUAGCAGGAAUUUACCUAUCAAAUAUUUCAAAGCCAAAGGAAUGAAAUACAUUGAAAUAUAUGAUGAGUUAAAUAAAAGAAUAACAAAUGAUACAAAAGAUGGCUUAUUAAAACGUUUGGGAGUUUUCAAUUAAUUAAGAACUGAUUAAUAUAGAGUUAAAGAGAAAUCUAUGGGAGAUAUCUAUAGAUAAAAGAAUGAAAAUUAUAGUCCAACUCACAAAGAACUUCAACAUGAUGUUAAAAUUUAUGAUAAUAUGGAAGAAUAGAGUGAAUAAAUGUUGAAGAUUAUUGAUUAAAGCAAUGAGUUUUCAAUGAAACUUAGAUAAAAUGAAUAGAAAGUUGGUGUGUCUUAAAAGGCUAUAGUAUUUGCUGAAGAUUUUAAUAGAACAAAAUAUAUAUUCAAUUUGACAAAAUAGAAUUAGACUCAAAAAAUGUUUGAAAUACCUGAAAUGCCAUAGUUGGUAAUACCUCAAAGUAGUUCAUCAAUAAGAUUGAAAAAGAAUUUAUCUUCUCCUGUAAGUAUUGAUGAACAAUUUGAUAGUUGUCUCAAUCAAUAUGCACAUGAAGUGUUAGAAUAUUAAUAGGAAAUACAAGAUAAAGAAAUUUCAACAGAUAAUAUAGAAAAACUAUUAUAAGAGAAAGAAAGUCUAAGAUGUAAUUAGAUGAGAAAAGUAUCUAAAACAUAUCAUACUCCAUAACCAAGUGUUCGUUUAGAUUCUAGUAAAUACAUGAGAAAUUAACAAUUAUCUUCUAGAGACAGGGAAUCUACUAAAGCUGGAAACUCUUUUCAUUUAAAAUCAAGAACCUAUGCUGUAAGUCCAUUUUGUAAAUGA
Messenger RNA from Paramecium primaurelia, 1412 nucleotides. NCBI's taxonomy places the organism in Eukaryota, Ciliophora, Oligohymenophorea, Peniculida, Parameciidae. The record is from the annotation of a GenBank genome assembly.